CUAGGCAGAGGCAGGCUGGCCCUGCCUCCUCCCUGACUAGUACUCUCUCUCACCUUAGCGGCGGUUACGGCCAUGUUCCUUCGGGUGGCAACCCAGAGGCUGCCUCCCUGGAGGGGCUACUGCUCCAGGGGGUCACAGGGCGCGCUCAGCCAGGACUUUGUGGAGGCCCUGAAGGCAGCUGUAGGGAGCCCCCAUGUGUCCACUGCUUCUGCCGUCAGGGAGCAUCACGGGCACGAUGAGUCGAUGCACAGGUGUCAACCUCCUGAUGCCGUGGUGUGGCCCCAGAAUGUGGACCAGGUCAGCCGAGUGGCCACCCUGUGCUACAACCAAGGCGUUCCCAUCAUCCCAUUUGGUACAGGCACUGGUCUUGAGGGGGGAGUCUGUGCUGUGCAGGGCGGAGUGUGCAUCAACCUGACCCAUAUGGACCGCAUCAUGGAGCUGAAUACAGAAGACUUCUCUGUGAUGGUGGAACCUGGCGUCACUCGUAAAGCCCUCAAUACCCACCUGCGUGACAGUGGCCUUUGGUUUCCUGUUGACCCAGGUGCAGAUGCUUCUCUGUGUGGCAUGGCAGCCACUGGGGCCUCGGGCACCAAUGCCGUGCGCUACGGAACCAUGCGGGACAAUGUGAUCAACCUGGAGGUGGUGCUGCCUGAUGGCAGGCUGCUUCACACCGCAGGCCGGGGCCGCCAUUAUAGGAAGAGUGCAGCUGGCUACAAUCUCACAGGACUCUUUGUGGGCUCUGAGGGGACUCUGGGUAUCAUUACAUCUGCCACCCUGCGCCUGCACCCUGCGCCAGAGACAACAGUGGCCGCCACCUGUGCAUUCCCUAGUGUUCAAGCUGCUGUGGAUAGCACAGUUCAGAUCCUCCAGGCGGCAGUGCCUGUGGCCCGCAUUGAGUUCCUGGAUGAUGUCAUGAUGGAUGCUUGCAACAGGUACAGCAAAUUGAACUGCCCCGUGGCACCCACGCUUUUCCUGGAGUUCCAUGGCUCCCAGCAGGCACUGACAGAACAGCUGCAGCGCGCAGAGGCGAUCACUCAGGAUAAUGGGGGCUCUCACUUCUCCUGGGCCAAGGAGGCUGAAAAGCGCAGUGAGCUUUGGGCAGCGCGGCACAAUGCUUGGUAUGCAGCCUUAGCCUUGUGUCCCGGAAGGAAGGCCUAUUCUACGGACGUGUGCGUGCCCAUUUCCCGGUUGCCGGAGAUCUUGGUAGAGGCCAAGGAGGAGCUUAUUGCCUCAAAACUCACAGGAGCCAUUGUUGGGCACGUGGGUGAUGGCAACUUUCACUGCAUCCUGCUGGUCGACCCAGAUGACGUGGAGGAGCAGAGGAGGGUCAAAGCCUUUGCAGAAAAUCUGGGCAGGCGUGCCCUGGCACUCCACGGGACAUGCACCGGAGAGCAUGGCAUUGGGCUGGGCAAGCGGCAGCUGCUGCAAGAGGAAAUGGGCAGCGUGGGCGUGGCGACCAUGCGGCAGCUCAAAGACACACUGGAUCCCCGAGGUCUCAUGAACCCAGGCAAAGUGCUAUGAGGAUCUUGUAACUCGGCCCACGGUCCCCAGCAUGCAGAGGCCCUCCCUGCUCUGUACCUUUUCUUCAAGCCACUGACUUUGCAAGAGAUGCUAUCUCUGCCUGCUGGGUACAGAUACAGACCUUUGUCCUCUGUCGUUGGGGCUCAAGGUGAAGGUGAGGAAGAUGGACUCACAGGAGAGCUAUUACUCUGGCUGUUCUUAGGAGCCUUUCACUCCAGUAGAAGUGUCUCCCACUGGAGUUUCUUCCUGGCUACCAGAGAUGGUGUGGGCCUACUCUUAAGAUCAGAUUCCUUUGUGGAGGCUUCUCCUCUGCAGGGGGGUGGGAUGGGGGGGGAGCAUCACCACAAUUCAUCCUGUAUAUAGUGAUAGGAACACCCCUUUCCUGCAAAGGCCCCCUACUGCACAGUGAUAGACCUUUUUGUCCCCACCCCCACGAAUGUGAGCCCCACUUGCAGCUGUACCCUCUCCUCCCCUCCAGGUCUCUGACCUCGGGUAAUGAGCCAUUUGUUUUAGGCCUGUGACAGUGGCCUGGCGAGGGGGAAGAAAGCCAGCCCCAACCAACCCCUCUGCUUCUGCAUCCAUGAGGCAGAAGACUGCCUGUGGUGGGAGGUUCAGUUUCCCCACAAGGCUUGGACUAGAGCACUUUCUCCAAGCUAGGCAGGUCCUCAGAAGUAGAGAUGAGGCAAUCCUCUGUGUAGCACCAGCCUUUACCUUCAAAGUCAGGGUCUUGCCCACUUUGAGGCCUGGCAGUUUUGAGAUUCCCUGGCCAGUUUCCGUCUGGAGGUACUUGGCAGUUGUUCCCCAGAAGUCCACAAGAGGGCACCUGACACCGUAAAUCUUAAACAUUCAGCAUUUGCUUAGGGCCGGCUGCAGACGCCUUCCAGGGGCCAGUCUCUACGGACUUUUUACCCAGCGGGGGUCCAAGUCAACUGCAGCACCGUCUCCCCUACGUCUUCCUAGCUCUUUGCGUUGGAGAAACGGGAAGAGGCCACAGCAGGGAAGCAGCCUCUCGCACCCUUCUCUCACCAGGCCUGGGGAGAGGCUGCCAUCCCUACGCUUUCUCAGUCCAACUUCACCUCUUAGGACCCCUUCUCUGUAAGGUCUGUCUCAUGGUUCUCUGGCUUGCUCCCAACCCACUUCGGGAUGAAGAAACCCAAACAUCAGUCCCACACGCAGCAGGGAAAGAGAGCUCUAGUGAAUCCCACCCCCCUAGACACAGCCAAGAUUGCUCACUCCUCCCACAAAUCCUCCCAAGUUCUGCCAGGCAGGGUUCCUCCAAUAACAUUGCCCUCCAAUAACUGUCAACUCAAUAAACAGCCAUUUCCCCACA
Molecule: messenger RNA, 2851 nt
Organism: Psammomys obesus (fat sand rat)
Lineage: Eukaryota; Metazoa; Chordata; Mammalia; Rodentia; Muridae
Gene: Ldhd
Product: lactate dehydrogenase D
Exons: 11
Coding region: 73-1521 (482 amino acids)
Biological process (GO): lactate catabolic process
Cellular component (GO): mitochondrion
Molecular function (GO): D-lactate dehydrogenase (NAD+) activity; D-lactate dehydrogenase (cytochrome) activity; FAD binding
Source: RefSeq, a predicted model, not a curated record